Molecule: messenger RNA, 7405 nt
Organism: Wyeomyia smithii (pitcher-plant mosquito)
Lineage: Eukaryota; Metazoa; Arthropoda; Insecta; Diptera; Culicidae
Gene: Liprin-beta
Product: liprin-beta-2
Exons: 10
Coding region: 599-4765 (1388 amino acids)
Biological process (GO): neuromuscular junction development
Cellular component (GO): presynaptic active zone
Molecular function (GO): protein binding
Source: RefSeq, a predicted model, not a curated record
CGCCGAUCAGUCGGACUGCUCGGGUGCUUCUCACCGAAACUCGUGGUGGCGCCGGGCGAAAUUAAACACCGUCUAAGUAACGCUACCGCUAUCAUUAGGAGCGAUUUAAUUAAAAGCUGCAAGUACUAAACCUGCCAAAGUUGUGUACGUGAAGUAACAAUGCACAAACGGGUGAUACAGUAAUGUGAACAGUGAUACAGUGACAACUGAUACAGGCUAAUCUAGAUUUUCCCGCACGUUUCAAGCAAAGUCAAGUGUGGUGUUUUUUUUCUUCUUUUUCUUCUUUCGCUUUCAAGAGGUUGAACGCGUUGCUGUCAUCACGCUAGAUAAGCAACUAAGCCGCAGUGUGGAAAGGUGGGGGAAGAGGAAAUUCUGCGGUUCGGUUGAAGUGAGAGUGAUCUAUAAUGGUUGAAUAAAUGCUGGUUAGUUUCGUUCACACGCAGCCCAACUGCCGUGCACAGAGGAGAGCGUCCGCAGGGAAAGGGAGAAUGUGAAAGUGAGAGCAUUUCGGGCGGUCCGAAAAGUUUGAGUUUUCGAUUGAAGUGAAAAUAAGCAUAGCAAAUAGAGCCUGUGUUGUGUGUUUGUGCUGCUAGUGGUGAUGCGUGAUCUGCCGAAAAGUACCACUCACGUGGUGAAGAAAGCUUCGGAUAUUUUCGUUCCCGGCGAACGACAGCUACAUUUGUACGGCGGGGAUUCAGUCAGAAAAGUAAUCAACACCAACAGCAACAACGGUAACGAUAAAGAUAGCAACAGUCGUAACAGCCAAAGUAGAUUGAACCAUUUCUUCGAAGGAUUAAAGGCUUCUCCGGCUCGGCAGUCCUUGGCCAGUGAGUUGGGUUCUUUUCAUCCAUCAAGCUCGGAGGAUUCUGAUGGUCAGGAUGCCGCAAUCGGCGGGGUUGGGGUAAAUGUGAAUGAAUGCAGUGAUGAAGUGAGCAAUCCAAGUUCUUCUUCGAGUAGUGAAAUUGAAGUGGCCGACGCUGGUGACGAUGACGAUGAUGUUGAGGACGAUGAUGAUGACUACGAAGAGGACGAUGGAGCAGCUUCCGGAAGACAGGAGAUUUCCUUUGACGACGGAAGCAGCUCGCCAUUAGGGACGAAACAGAACUGCACCACCGGCGGUAUGAUGGAGCGGACAGCGGGGCUCGAAGAAAGCCGAAUACCCAAGCUGAAGAAAAUACGUGACGGUAAACAGAAAGAUACGUCUACCUGCCGUGACGAUGAUUUCACCUGGGUCAACUCUAGGAACGAAGCUCCGAAGGCCUCCGUCGAAUCGGAUCGUAGAUCAACUUCGCAUACAACCGCCGGUGGCCGAUCGAUGAGAAGCCAUGACACAAAUGCAAACGUUGGGCCGUCCGGGGCAACGGGUGCUUCCGUAGCUCCCGGCAGUGGCAAACCGCCUCGCCCCGUAACCGGCAGCCUGGACCGUAGGAGGCACAAUCUGGGUGCGAAUCGCCAUGAACGAGACUCCAAAAGUCGUAGCACUCAUUCGCUGAAGGAUAAGUCCUCUUCAUCGGAAUUUCAAAAACCCGACUCCAUGUCGAGCAGUUUGAGUUUGAACUCGAAAGGUAAAGCAACACCUAAGCGUAGUGGUCAUGGACAGCAAGCAGCUGACGAUAAAUUUUGGAUCUUUGAAGAGCAUCAGCAGGAUUCGGGAAGCUUCAAUAAUUAUAACAGCAGCGGGAGUAGUCAUCAGCAUCAGCAUCAUCAUAACAGUAGCAAUAAUAACAGCAGCAGGCAAAGUCCUCGUAUAUGGGAUCCUCCUCCGCCGCCACCAGUGUCACACUGGGAUCCUCACUACUAUUGGAACUGGAAUCAUCAAAGCCGGGAGGAGCUGCGAUUGAUUGAUUAUCACCGCAGACAGCAAGAACUGUACCGAUAUGGAAGCAAUGGAGCUCUUAGCGGUUCCCAGGAACUAACUUGCCCUAGCGGCUGCUGUAACCGUGGUUACUAUCAACCACAUCCACCUCCACCACCACCACCGUGUUGCUCCUGCGAUCACAGCAGAAUGAUGUGGGGAAAAGACUGUCAGCGCCAGGACACGGACGAGCGUCUCCGCCGGCUGCAGACCGACAAAGAGGCACUGGCCCUGCAGGUGAAGGUCCUUACCGAACAGGUACAGUCACAGAGCACCAAAAUUGCCGACCUGGAGCGAACGGUGAGCGAGAAAAACCAGCUGCUGUCGAAUGCGGACGAUCUUUUGCAGCGAGUAAGCCAAUUUGCCAAAACAGUUGGCAUCCAGAUUGACAAACAGAAAGAAAUGCUCUCCAGAUCUUCGCUGGAAACGCAAAAACUAGAACUCAUGUCGGCCAUGAGCGAACUAAAACUGCAGCAAGCGGCCUUGGAACGAGAAAAUCUAGAAUUACGAACCAGUUUGGUUAACGGUACCCCGCUUACCAACGGUAGCUUGCUCACCAAUUUGUUGAACAAUAACAGCAGCAACAUCACGGCGAGUCUUCUGCGGCGGACAGCGCCACUCGGUAGUGGGCGCCUUGUCACCUCAACACCCGGGAACUCAGUCAACACAUCACCACUGCAUCACGGUAGCCACGGUAGUCUGCCCCAGCAAGCCGGGGCCACCUCACCUAGUCCUAUUACACCAAAAACCCCACCAGCUUCCUACCGGCAGCGAGUGGAUCUACACUACAGCAGUCUUCCACGGCAAGCCUUCGCGACGACACUGUCCACCGCCAGCGGAUCAAGCGGUAGUAGUUCCGGGGCCAGUGCACCCGUCAACGGUUCCUCUGACGCCACCGACGCCAACGCCAAUCUGAGGCGCAACGUAGCAUUUGCAAUCGCACCUUCAGUAGCGGAUUCCAAUGUUAGCGGUGAUGCAGCUUUUAAUAUGUCCGCAUCGAUGAAUGCUCUAUCGCUGUCCAGUGCGCUCAGCUCAAAUUUGAAACAAACCAGACCGACUUUCGCUUCGGCACAGAAUAUUCACUGCACGGAACCUCCGGUUGGGUCGUCCCGUGAACAGUUGAUCGAUCUCGACCAAGAUCAUCAGGAACGAGCGACUACGGAACCACCCACCGGAACGGUGGCUCAAAGUGAUGCUCCAAAGUCAUCACAAAACACUCAACUGGCAGCCAAGAGCACUCCCAUUCUGGAUGCGGGUUUUCGUUCGCAGAAAAAUGUUUUCUUCCCGUCUACCGCCGUUGGCGAUCAACUGCGUGGAUAUUCCGUUCCAAAUCUAGACUCCGGAACGAUUUCCAGUGACCGCACUGACGGACAGGCCAGCCAACGGAGCUACACACCGCAACCUUCGCCGUCCCCAUCGAUGAGUCACAAAAAUCUGAAAGGCUUGCGAAAUAUCUUUGGCAAAAUCAAACGCAGCAACAGUGGCACCCUGGAGGACGCACCAAUGGAGGGCGAUUUUAGACGGGGCGGCAUCCGAGCCACUGCCGGUGGACGUUUAGGUUGGAGUACGGAGUUCCGAAAGCCGGACAAACCGUUCCGGGAGUGGAGUUUGGAUGUGUUGUGCCAGUGGUUCGAACAGCUCGGGCUCAACAUGUACGAGGAGGAUCUACGACGGUGGCUGAAGGUGGGCGGAGCAGCCGAACUCGCCCAAGCUUCUCCGGUGGACAUUGAAAAAGAAUUGAACAUUAAAAAUCCCCUGCAUAGGAAGAAGAUUGUGUUGGCGGUGAUCGAUUUCACGGGAAGUGAUGAUAGUGAUGUGUUGUUUAAGAAUGCCGGAAAGUUGGAUACACCUUGGGUUAUUCGAUGGUUGGAUGACGUAGGUUUACCCCAGCACAAAGAUAGCUUCACUGCCGCCCGAAUGGAUGGACGCAUGUUGCACAAACUGACCAUGGACGAUCUAGUCACCCUCCAUGUAACUUCCUGUCUGCAUGUGGCCAGUAUCCGGCGGGGUAUUCAGCUGAUGAGAGAGCAAAAGUGGAACCCGGAGUGUUUAAUCCGACGCUCUAUAACGGAUGAAUCGUGUGGCAUAAAGGAUGAGGUGCAGCUGUGGUCCUGCCAUCGGAUAAUGGAAUGGCUGAGGGCCGUCGAUCUCUCGGAGUAUGCGCCGAAUCUUCGCGGUGCCGGAGUUCAUGGCGCCCUGAUGAUGUACGAGGUUAAAUUCACUGCCGAACUGAUGGCUGAGUUGCUCAGCAUUCCACCGAGUAAAACGUUGCUGCGAAGGCAUCUGGCCACACACUUCAAGGAGCUGCUUGGUAGGGACAUUAUUCAAGUCAAGCGGGAUGCGGAAAAUACGCUCGGAUUUCAACCGCUAACGUUGGCAGCUAAAAUUAAGACGCCCAAAAAGUCGCAGUUUUCGUUGAAGCGCAAAAAGAGCUCCAAGGGGCUCACCGGGGACGAGUGGAGCGAGUACGUGUGCCCGAUGGGUGACUCAGGUCAGGAACAUCUUCCCCCACAGCGACAGCUUCCGUCAUCGCCAAAGUCCGCUGCAUCCGCUGCUGGUUCCGUUAAUAAUACUGCUGUUGUAAAUACCAUUGCUACCACUAGUACUACUACCACCACUAGCAAGGAUGUCAACCAGCAGCAUUACAGCUACCACUCACACGCCACAAGUGCUUCCUCCUACUCAGCUAACACUAAUCAUGUCACUAGCAAUCCGAUGGCGGCUACGACGAAGACUCCCUAUACCUCGUAUCCCGACAGCACGCACAGCAGCAGCACAACCAGCAGCACCACGACUUCCGGAGCCGGGUCCGAAGUUGCUUCACAUCAGCAACUGCUGAGUAAUGUCAACAGCACCGCCGGCUCGGAUUCGCCUACGUCAACGCGCAGCUCGACCACGUCCACCUCCUAGCAGCGGCUGAUCUCGGCAGCCUGCUCCGUCUCUUCGACCGGAUCCUCAUCCCCGAUACCGAGCAGUCUGAUGUCGAGCAAGAAUAACUACUAUAUUGCCUCCUUCUCACCGGUGAAGGACGUUUAUAAGUCCGUUUCGACCAGCUCGAACUAUUCUUCUUCGUCGUCGCUAGUGUCCACAGCGAGUUCGGCCCGACCACAGUCGCAACAAUCGCAGCAACAGCAACAGCAGCAGCAGCAGCAAGCACAACAGAUCAAAGGAGAAGGUGAAUCAUCAGACGGUGGAACUCCCGUACAGCGAUCUGCCUCGUUUAAUACCGCCUGUACUGUCCCGCUCAGUAUUAGCAAGACCACGCACGUCAAGAAUUCUGCUUCGUUCAGCAGCUGCUCCCUGCUGACGAAGGUGGCCAAAAAAUCCGGUCUUUCCGGUUCACUGACUGCUAACUCGCUGCUGAAGUUCUCUACUUCCAGCUCCGCCAACAGUUUGCAGCAGCUAAAGCAGCAACAGCAAGCCAAUGGUAUCACUAUUUCCAGCAACAUUACGGAAGCUUUAGCAAUGGCCGGUCAGAAUCCAAAUCCUUGCUUGUCAGCAUCGUCAUCCGGACAGCUCCGAACGCCACCGUCUGCUUCCUCGACGACGUCGUUAGCCUCUUCGACGACAUCCACCGUGACGGCAGCUGCUGCAGCUCCUGCAACAUCUUCCACCACUGCUGCUGCUGCUCUCUCGUUGUCGCAGUUCAGCAAGAACAACAUUGUUGAUUAUUAUGUUUAAUAGUAAGGAAACCUGUAGUCACUAAGAUGUAGGAACCCAAAAUGUAGAGAUCUUAUUUUUUUAGAUAGAUCACAUUUUUACAUUUAGGUUAGUACGAAAGGUCGCCUACUCGAUGCUUGGGACGAUUCGAGGUAGACCGAGAACGAAUGUAUUUCUCUACUCUCUUUCAACCUUUCUGUUCUUUCUUUCAAUCGAGCUAAGCAAACCAUGAAACCAUGUACCAUUGAGAGUAAAAUAAAAUCUAUCAACAAACAACGGGAACAAAACGCCCCACUGAAUACGACCAGAUAUUUAUACCACUACUAAUGAGUAAUAGACUAAAGUAAAAUUUAUUCUAAUGUGUACCUAUUAGAAGAAACUAGAUCCUAUUAUGAUAAAAUAAGAUAAGAACGAAGUCAUCAUAUCUUGUACCAAUAAUAUUCGAAACCCGCAGAAAUACUUCUACCAGUGUUUAGACAUUUUCUAUCUAUACGUGAUAAACCGAACAUCCCUUUCCUUGGACCAGACAAGCGGCUAGCCAUGCUGCAGCAAUUAGUGCCAAUUGAAAUAAGCUUGAGUUGAAUAAAAAAAAUCACAAGUAAGUUUGUAAUUAAAGUAUUAGAAUUUCCGUCAUAACUUCCAUGUUGAAUAAAGUUAAUACUUUAUAAGCAGACACCCGGUUAUUACGGGAACGAUAAAAUGAUUGUUGAACCCUUCAGAAUUACCCUUCAAACAGAAAUUUACCAUCGUACACAUUACCACCGGAAGUUGUAUUUCAGCUACUCGCGCUAACAGUAAACUGUAUUGACGGUUUGAUUCGAAUUUGACUCUGAACAAGACUCAGUUUUUCACUUUCAUUUGUAAAUGCAUUUCGUUGGGAUACCUGCACUUGUCAAAUGCAAUAACACAACACACAGGCACAAUAAAAGAAAAAAAAAAAUAAACGGUAAAGAAAGUCGCGAGCGAUAUUCCGAAGCCAAAGACAAUAAUAAAUCACACAGCAGAACAGUUGGAUGCAAUAGAGAGGAUACAGUUUUUCUCGCGUAUUAGAAAGUUUACAGGAAAUAACCAGUACAGGAAAUAAAGUUACAAAAGUAAAGAUAGGUAAAAAGUUACUCUAGUGUUGCAAUGCUAGACCAGUCUUCGGUAAAAAAUUAACUUUUAAACUUUUCUCAAAUCUGUGCCCUUGAUCUAUUUUCACUUUCUGCUCUUCCUCUAGAGUACGAUUUACUUCCACUUGCUUUUGGAGGAAGAUGUUUUCAACAACAAAUAAUUUUGCAUGUAAACUUCAAUCGAGUAAUUCGACACAUCGUUGUUAAAAUUAUAUGCUAUAAGAACAGUCAGUCUAUGCUGAUAAAACCUGUGCGCGUUAUAACAAAAUACAAGAAAUAAUAAUACCAGUUACAGUUUGUUGAAAGCCAAAUGAAGCAAAAAUGGUACGGCGCGUAGUGUAUAGAUAAUUAAACUAAACUAAUAAAAAUCUGUUGGAAAGUUGUUUACCGUUUUUUGCGAGUAUUGAAAAUUAAAUACAAACAUAAGUACUAAUUGACAAACCAAACACACCGACAGCUGUCGAGGGCGACGAGAGGCGUCUUGUAAUCACGACCAGAAUGACUUGUACUCUGAAAUGAUAUUUUGACGGUUCGGUAGUAGCCAAAAAUAUUCAAUAUUGGUAUUUGAUAAUUUUACAACACACUCAAUUAUGGAAGGCAAACAUAAUAUUAUACAAGCGAAGAUCAGUUUACGGAGUUUACGAAUUGAAUAACUGACAGAAAAUAUUACCGAAUAAAGGAGAGAAAAAAUGUCAUAGAAAAGUAAAACAUUAUAACCGAGUCAUUUGGUAAAAUCUGAUAAAUAAAACAACCAUUCGAGAAAUUACUCAUUCGCUGA